CGGCCGGAGCCAACGCCGGCCCCCGGCGGGCGCGCUCGGAGCCGUGGCCGGGAGCCGGGCUGGGGUGCCGAGAGGCCCCGCGGGUGAGGGCGGCGCAGGCUGGUUACCUUGUGUGGGCAGAGACCUCUUCACGGUCAGUCGAGAGAGGAGCCUGACCGCCGCGUUCUCUCUGGAGAUAUGUGAGUCUGGGAUUUUCCCACAGCCAAGGUCAGAAUGCUGCCCCUACGUCAUGCUCUGGCUGUCGCUGCUGUCCAGGUUUUCAUCUUGUCAGAAAACUGGGCAUUGGGCAAGAACAUCAACUUCUACAACGUGAGGCCUCCUCUGGACCCUACGCCAUUUCCAAACAGCUUCAAGUGUUUUACUUGUGAAAAUGCAGGAGAUAAUUAUAACUGCAAUCGAUGGGCAGAAGACAAAUGGUGUCCACAAAAUACACAGUACUGUCUGACAGUUCACCACUUCACCAGUCAUGGAAGAAGUACAUCCAUCACCAAAAAAUGUGCCUCCAGAAGUGAAUGUCAUUUUGUUGGCUGCCACCACAGCCGAGAUUCUGAACAUACGGAGUGCAGGUCCUGCUGUGAAGGCAUGAUCUGUAACGUAGAGUUACCCACCAACCACACGAAUGCAGUCUUCGCCGUGAUGCACGCGCAGAGGACAUCCGGCAGCGGCGCCCCCACGCCCUCCUUACCCGCGCUUGCCUGGGUCUCUGUGCUUCUGCUGAUGCAAAGCCACUGUUCCUAGGAGAGCAGAAACCGCCUCCUGAAGCACAGGCCAAAAACUGCGUGAACUCCGAACAUUUGAGUGAAGACCAGUUUCGCACUGGAAGACUGCAGCUUGGACCCCGAAGCGGAAGCCAGUUGUUUGCUGGGCUAGAGCACUCCUGCAUCAGGCCACGGGAUCGAGGAAGGGGAUGUGGCAGGAACUGAGGAGAUCGUCUGGCUUCCCAGCCUCCGGGCCAGAGGGGCUGCAUUUUGUCACUUGUGGCGGGAGGAGCCUGCCAGCAUCUGUGAUGGGUGGGUGGCGAUAAGCCUGUGCUGCUCCUGCCUGCCCAGGCUGUUAGCUGAAGGGAUUCGUCAACCCCAAGACUCUUUUCUAAGCUGCUGGGUCAGACCGUCUCCUGACUGUGCAUGAUGAGCUCAGAGUGUCUCUAUGAAAUCUCAUCCUUCCCCUGUGAGAAUGCAGUUUUCCCACCAAUGACAUAGUCAAUGAGAAGGCAACUAGCUAUAGGAAGAAGACUUCUAGUUGAACCAAUAAGAAAUCCAUUUGCUCGUGUUGGGGGGAAAUAAAAGCUUUUAAAUUAUA
Molecule: messenger RNA, 1299 nt
Organism: Mustela erminea (ermine)
Lineage: Eukaryota; Metazoa; Chordata; Mammalia; Carnivora; Mustelidae
Gene: LYPD6B
Product: LY6/PLAUR domain containing 6B
Exons: 6
Coding region: 214-738 (174 amino acids)
Molecular function (GO): acetylcholine receptor regulator activity
Source: RefSeq, a predicted model, not a curated record